Messenger RNA from Linum trigynum, 1531 nucleotides. Lineage: Eukaryota; Viridiplantae; Streptophyta; Magnoliopsida; Malpighiales; Linaceae. The record is from the annotation of a GenBank genome assembly.
ACCUGGACCUUUUUCUCAAUAAGCGCCUCCAUAGUCGGCAGAAAUUCCCACAUGAAAUUCCCCAUUUUCUCGGCAUCCAAGCAGCCACACAGCUUAAAGAUUUGGACAAAAACAAAGCAGCCGCACAGCUCAAAUUCCCGAUCCUAAUCCCACAGAAAUAGACCCUACUGCCGCCGCCAUGGACGGGACUAGGCACAGGAAUCUGAGCCUCAACGGGAUAAACGUCCACGUGGCGGAAUUCGGUCCAGCCGACGGCCCCGUCGUCCUCUUCGUCCACGGGUUCCCGGAGCUCUGGUACUGCUGGCGCCACCAGAUGACCGCCGUGGCUUCCCACGGGUACCGCGCGGUGGCGCCCGAUCUACGAGGCUUCGGCGAAACGGAAGCGCCGGCCGAUCCCGGGAGCUACACGGUGUUCCACAUCGUCGGCGACCUCGUGGCGCUGAUCGACGCGGUGGCUCCGGGGCAGAAGGUUUUCGUGGUCGCCCACGAUUGGGGAGCUUCCAUGGCUUGGUAUCUGUGCUUGUUCAGGCCCGAUAAGGUGAAAGCGCUGGUCAAUAUGAGUGUUCCGUUCAGUCCCCGGAACCCUAAUCGAAAACCCCUUUCGUCGUUGAAGGCUUACUUGGGCGAUGAAUACUACAUGUGCAGGUUUCAGGAGCCAGGGGUGAUAGAGGCAGAAUUUGCAGAGCUAGAUACAGAGAGCAUUAUGAAGAAGUUCUUAGCUUACCACACCCCAGCUCCCCUUUACAUGCCCAAGGGCAAGCUAUUCGGCCACUGGCCCGACACACCAAUCGCCCUGCCACCUUGGCUGUUGGAGGCAGAUCUCCAGUACUACACGGACAAGUUCAAGAAGACGGGCUUCACAGGAGGACUGAACUAUUAUCGAAACAUCGACCGGAACUGGGAACUGACUGCACCAUGGCAAGGAGACCAAGUGAAAGUACCGGUGAAGUUCAUCGUCGGAGAUCAGGACCUUACCUACAACACUGGAAAUGCCAGGGACUACAUUAGCAAAGGGGGUUUCAAGAGGGACGUUCCGUUUCUGCAGGAAGUAGUUGUGAUGCCAGGCGUCGGCCAUUUCCUCCAAGAAGAACGGGCCGCCGAGAUCAGCUGCCACAUCGUCGAGUUCAUUCGCAAGUUCUGAUUCUUCGGUCAGUGAUCUGAACUGUAUGCUUGUUGUAUGUACUGCCAGAAAGAUGUUCAUGAGUGUGGUUGCAAACUUGUUGGCCAGUCAAUGCCUCAAAUAGGGAAAGCGUCUGUAACUUGGCGGAUACAGAGUGACGUGUCUUUACUUGCAAGCAAAGUAGGCAUAUAUAAAUAAAUAAAGAUCCAUGUGUUCACAGAUAUAGCUCGUCUAUUCCCUUUUGUCUUCCUCGCUGAUGGGAACCCUGCGCUGCAGGUUUUCGUGUAAAUGAGUGGCUCAUAAUUAUGAACAAAGUUUCUUAACCACAUAAUAUGAUGAAUGUAGUUUUCGUAACCUUAUAUUCCGGUUGCAAAGUCAUUUGAAUUGCCCGAUUAAAACCUGUCACGAACU